UACAGGCAUGAGCCACCUUGCCCAGCCUCCUAUGAUAGAAUUUAAGUACUCAGAACUUUGUGUGUUUAAGGUACUAAAAUAACAAGUUAUUUGGCAAUUCCUCUGAAACUUUCACCUAAGCCCUAACUUCCUCAGUGUAACACAAAAGCGUCAGGGGGAAUCAGAGAGAACUCUCUCGUAUUCUCUGGGAAAAGAAAGCUCCUGCCAGAACUCAGCUUCUUUUCUGAGAACACCAUUUUAAGAGCACUUUGACCAAGCCUAUUGUGAUUCCUACCUCACUCCUGAUGGAUUUUCUGAAGUGAGCCAAACUUCUGCAGUCUGAAGGAAACAUUUCUCAAUGAAAACAUUUCUCAAGUGUGCAAAUCAGACACGUCUAACCAAGAGUCCAAAACUUCAGCACAAACAAAACCAAACGUGGUACAAGAAGGCUGCCACUGAAAUCCAAGACCAUCUUUAUCUUUCCAGUGCAGAGCUGGGAUUGCAUAUGUAUGAAAGGUGUGUCUACCUCCCAGCUGCCUCUACUUCUCAUACACAACUACACCUAGCUUUGGAAAAGUGUUCUGGGCAACAGUUUGUGUUUGGUACCAUCUGUUCUUGAUGCUCAAGACAGGCCUGAAGUCAGGCUUCUAGGCUGCCAACAUAGAGCCACUCUGGGAUGCUCACUGAAGCACUCUAUUAAAAACAAUGGGCCACAUACACCUCCAUCAUGUGUGCUCAGGCCAGGGAAAAAGGAAGUGUGUGGUCUAGGAGGGGGCCUCAUUUGCGCCUUUCUAGGAUUACAGGUCUGAGCCUAAGGAACAAAGGCUGAUUCCCCUAAUUUCAUGACUCACCCAAGGUGUGAAAGGACACCUCCACCCUUAUAGGACAUAAAGGAGAGGACACAUCCAUGUAUUAUGUGUCUGUGACAGAUAUUUAUUGGUUGCCAUCCCAGAAUCUAUGUCCCUCUUAUUACUGGGACCCCACAUUUCUCAGCUAUGCAAUUGAGGUGAGGUUAGGGUCACUGGUAGCUCCAGGGAGAGCCAAUUAGUCUAUUCCACACCCUGGUCACAGUUCAAGGACGAACAUGGGACCCUUGUCAGAAAGAGACUGAAAUUGAAAGCUUUUGAUUAAACAAUCAGAAAAGCACCGCUUGCUUUUUCCUGCUGCUCAUGAACAGAAUACGUACAGAUCCAGGAGUCUGGACAUCAUCUUGAGACCUCAACAGGAAAGCUGCCCAAGAAUGGAGUCAAGGAAGAGUCACUGAAACCAUCAAAAUGUGAAAGAGCCUCCAUUCCUGGACUGUUUGGUUCUAUGAGCCAAUACCUUCCCUCUUUAUCUUCAACCACUUUGGGUUAGGUUUUUAGUCACUGGCAACAGAAAGGAUGCUAAUCAAGACCCCAGUGAACAGAACUUAAACCCGCCAAGGCUUGGCAGUCUCCGUUUUAAUCACUGUCUUCCCACCAAUGUUUUCAAUUUCAAUUAAGACAGAUUAAUCUCGCCACAGUCAUGGUAGAACAUAGCCGAUCUGAAAAACAUUCCCAAUAUUUAUGUAUUUUAGCAUAAAAUUAUGUUUAGUGGUCUAUCUUAUACUUCUCCUUUUUGCACACAUCUUUUAAGAGGAACUCAAUCUUCUGAUUUUUAAGAAAUGCAAAUGUGGGGCAAUGACGUAUCAACCUAAAGAUUUUCUUUGUAAUAGAAAAUGUUUUUAAAGGGGGGAAAUAGGGAUUUUUAUUAUUAAAAGAUAAAACUAAAUUUAUUUUUUAAGAUAUAGGGCAUUGGAAACACUUAGUUUCACAAUAUGCCAUUAUUAGGCAUUCUCUAUCUGAUUGUUAGAAAUUAUUCAUUUCCUCAAAGACAGAGAAUAAAUUGAUUGGGGAUGCAGUCUUGUACUGUGCACUUUCUUUGCCAAAGGCAAAAGGAGAACAUUUCAGAACCGUGAGGAUGCUUCUACAUUUGAGUUUGCUAGCUCUUGGAGCUUCUUACAUGUAUGCCAUCCCCACAGAAAUUCCCACAAGUGCAUUGGUGAAAGAGACCUUGACACUGCUUUCUACUCAUCGAACUCUGCUGAUAGGCAAUGAGACUCUGAGGAUUCCUGUUCCUGUACAUAAACAUCACCAACUGUGCACUGAAGAAAUCUUUCAGGGAAUAGGCACACUGGAGAGUCAAACUCUGCAAGGGGGUACUGUGGAAAGACUAUUCAAAAACUUGUCUUUAAUAAAGAAAUACAUUGACGGCCAAAAAAAGAAGUGUGGAGAAGAAAGACGGAGAGUAAACCAAUUCCUAGACUACCUGCAAGAGUUUCUUGGUGUAAUGAACACCGAGUGGAUAAUAGAAAGUUGAGACUAAACUGGUUUGUUGCAGCCAAAGAUUUUGGAGGAGGACAUUUUACUGCAAUGAGAAUGAGGGCCAACAAAGGGUCAGGCCUUAAUUUUCAAUGUAAUUAAACUUCAGAGGGAAAGCAAAUAUUUCAGGCAUACUGACACUUUGCCAGAAAGCAUAAAAUAUUUAAAAUAUAUUUCAGAUAUCAGAAUCAUUGAAGUAUUUUCCUCCAGGCAAAAUUGAUAUACUUUUUUCUUAUUUAACUUAACAUUCUGUAAAAUGUCUGUUAACUUAAUAAUAUUUAUGAAAUGGUUAUGAAUUUGCUAAAUUAAUAUUUAUUUCAUGUUAUGUUGUGUUCCAAUAAAACAAAAAUAGACAACUGUUCAAUUUGCUACUGGCCUCUGUCUUAGCAGUGGAAGCUAGCCCAGUUCGUUGAGUACAUACCCAGUUUGGAGGGAGGGUCUGAGCACGUGUGGCUGGGCAUCCCCAUUUCCCUGGAGAAGUCUCAGGGUUGCAAGGCACACCAGAGGUGGAAGUGAUCUAGCAGGACUUAGUGGAGAUGUGGAGAGCAGGGACACAGGCAGGAGAUGAACCUGGUUUUCUCUCUACAGUAUCCCCAGAACCUGGGAUGGUGCAGGGUAAAUGGUGGGGAAUAAAUGAAUGAAUGUGCUUUCCAAGACUGAUUGUAGAAUUAAAAUGAGUUGUAAGGCUUCCCCUGGAAGAAGGGCAGUGUGGGAACCUGUAACUAGGUUCCUGCCCAGCCUGUGAGAAGAAUUUGACAGAUCAACCUCAUUGCCAGUAUAAAGAGGAAGCCAGAAACCCUCUCUGCCAAGACCUGCAGGGGUUCUUACCCCACCUGACCCUGCACCAUAACAAAAGGAACAGAGAGACACUGGUAGGGCAGUGCCAUUAGAAAGACUGAGUUCCGUAUUCCCGGGGGCAGGGCAGCACCAGGCCGCACGACACUCCAAUCUGCCUGCUUACGACUAUCAGUAGCAUCACUAGAGAUUCUUCUAUUUGAGAAAACUUCUCAAGGAUCCAGAAAUUGUGCUCUUUAAAACGUUUUAAAACUGAUAUAGACCCAAAGGAGAGACCCAGUAACAAUAUUCAGCCGUAUCAUCCAUUUGCCCUUUCUUUCAUUCAACAAAUCUGUGUUGAUCACGGGCUCUCUGCUGGGUGUGGUGGGAUGCAGCUGUGGGCCUGUGCUGGAGGUCCUUAGAGGCUAGUACUCCUAGCCUGGGCUUUAUCUGCAUGGAUUGCAGCAGUGUUGGGCUCCAAUGCUGUGUGAAGCAAUUGCUCUUGCUCUUUCUGGGCAUGGGAGAAGGGCCAGAGCAGUCAGACACAGAUUCCCACACAGGAGAAUGGAACUCCUUCCGAGGAAGAAGACGGUUUUCCUCCCAGCACACGCCCAGGCAUAGUGGUCAAGACCAUGGACCAGGUCCCCAACUUGUGCAUGCACCAAGCCCCAGGAUCAGGAGCACAGCCAGUGAGGGAGGAAGAUGGAUGAGCACAGCACGGUGCUGACAGC
Molecule: messenger RNA, 3826 nt
Organism: Cercocebus atys (sooty mangabey)
Lineage: Eukaryota; Metazoa; Chordata; Mammalia; Primates; Cercopithecidae
Gene: IL5
Product: interleukin 5
Exons: 4
Coding region: 1921-2319 (132 amino acids)
Biological process (GO): immune response
Cellular component (GO): extracellular region
Molecular function (GO): interleukin-5 receptor binding; growth factor activity
Source: RefSeq, a predicted model, not a curated record